CUAUCAUCCUGCUGGUAUAAGAACCUUUUUAGCAAGGAUGGUCUCUCUACAUUUGUGCUGAGCUACCCACAGCUGUCUCAGGUUUUAUCGCACCUCGUUGCUGGAAGAGACACCGACCGACACCGACGAUAUGGCCUUCCGUGGAACGUGGCAAGUGUAUGCUCAGGAGAACUACGAGGAGUUCCUCAGGGCCAUCUCACUCCCAGAAGACGUUAUCAGUCUGGCUAAAGACAUCAAGCCCAUAACUGAGAUCAAGCAGAAUGGCAAUGACUUUGUCAUCACGUCCAAAACACCUGGCAAGUCGGUCACUAACUCCUUUACCAUUGGUAAAGAGGCUGAUAUCACCACGAUGGAUGGCAAGAAGCUCAAGUGCACUGUCAGAAUGGAGGGCGGAAAGCUGGUGUGUAACACAGAGAAAUUCUCCAGCGUCCAGGAGCUGAACGGAGAGGAGAUGGUUGAGACUCUGACUGUGGGCUCCACGACACUCAUCAGAAGGAGCAAAAAGAUUUGAAGUCAUAGGUUAUUUAAAUAAAUCUGUCACUUGA
This is a messenger RNA of Esox lucius (northern pike), 545 nucleotides long. It is a transcript of the gene fabp10a, whose product is annotated as fatty acid binding protein 10a, liver basic. NCBI's taxonomy places the organism in Eukaryota, Metazoa, Chordata, Actinopteri, Esociformes, Esocidae. Gene Ontology annotation, cellular component: nucleus; cytosol. The transcript is spliced from 4 exons. The record is from RefSeq and is a predicted model, not a curated record. Gene Ontology annotation, molecular function: fatty acid binding. The coding region runs from base 131 to 511 and encodes 126 amino acids. Gene Ontology annotation, biological process: fatty acid transport.